Cordyceps militaris CM01 is the source of this 2043-nucleotide messenger RNA. Its product is annotated as serine palmitoyltransferase 2. Gene Ontology annotation, biological process: sphingosine biosynthetic process; ceramide biosynthetic process. NCBI's taxonomy places the organism in Eukaryota, Fungi, Ascomycota, Sordariomycetes, Hypocreales, Cordycipitaceae. The transcript has 2 exons. Gene Ontology annotation, cellular component: serine palmitoyltransferase complex. The record is from RefSeq and is a predicted model, not a curated record. Gene Ontology annotation, molecular function: serine C-palmitoyltransferase activity; pyridoxal phosphate binding. The coding region runs from base 1 to 2043 and encodes 680 amino acids.
AUGACAGGGUCUGAAAAGAGGGAGAGACGUCCCUCUACCUCCAAGUCCAACCGCCUCUCUCAGCUCUUUUCGUCCAGCCCAAAGUCCAAGGAUAACACUUCUGCGGCUCAGAAGUCUCUGCUCGCCAUGCAGCUGCAGGCCGAUCAGCCUGGCCUGGAUAGGUCUUUGUUUGCCCAGGUUGGCGCCCGCGAUUCUCAGCUUCAGUCGAUGAACGGCUCGCUUGCUGGCAUCUCGCCAGCCACCGUCCCGCUGCCCACCAUCUCGCUUUCCAGUGCCAUGGCCAGCGACCAAACGCUUGAGACUUCCACCACGACAAUCUUCAAGCCUGAGACGGCCGAGGAGAUUGAGCGUCAGCGCAUCGCCGAUGCCCAGUUUGGUCCCCUCACCAACCCCGCGCACCUCUACACGUCACAAUCCCACGGAGAGCCCCUCGAUGCUCCCAUCGAGGACGAGCCUCCUUACUACUACCUACUCACCACCUACAUCAGCUACUUAAUUCUCAUUCUUCUCGGCCACAUCCGCGACUUCUUUGGCAAGCGCUUCGGAGACAAGAAGCUGUAUCGAGCUCUCAAGCUGCAAAAUGGCUACGCCCCGCUCAACGACGACUUUGACAGCUUUUACACACGCCGUCUGAAGCGCCGUCUCGAUGACUGCUUUGCUCGUACCACCAUUGGCGUCCCAGGCCGCUACAUUACCCUCUUGGACCGCAUCUCUUACGACUUCAACUUGUCCUACAAGUACACAGGCACCCACACUGAAACUCUCAAUAUGAGUUCCUACAACUACCUCGGCUUUGCUCAGUCGAGCGGUCCAUGCGCGGAUGCCGUCGAGGAGUGCGUAAAGCGCUACGGUAUCAGUUUCUGCAGUCCCAGAGCCGAGGCUGGCACUUCGGAGCUUGCCCUCGAGGUUGAGCGUGAGAUUGCCUCCUUUGUCGGAAAGCCUGCUGCCCUGGUCUUUUCCAUGGGCUACGUCACCAACGCAAGCUCUUUCCCUGCUCUUGUCAGCAAGGGCUGCCUCAUCAUUUCCGACGAGCUCAACCACGCCUCCAUUCGUAUCGGUGCUCGUCUCUCUGGUGCUGUCAUUCAGUCUUUCCGCCACAAUGACACUAACAGCCUCGAGCGUGUCCUUAGAGAGGCCAUUUCUCAGGGACAACCCCGCACUCACCGACCUUGGAAGAAAAUUCUGGUCGUUGUGGAAGGCCUCUACUCGAUGGAGGGCACCAUGUGUGAUUUGCCAGGCAUUCUCGCGCUCAAGCGCAAGUACAAGUUCUAUCUCUUUGUUGACGAGGCCCACUCGGUCGGUGCUCUUGGCCCCAACGGACGUGGUGUGUGUGACUACUUCGGCAUUAACCCUGCCGAGGUGGAUAUCCUUAUGGGAACUCUAACUAAGUCCUUUGGCGCCAACGGCGGCUAUAUUGCUGCCGACAAGGCCAUCAUUGAUAAGCUUCGGGCCACCAAUGCCGCCACGCAGCUUGGAGAGUCUCCUGCCCCUUGCGUCCUCCAACAGAUUCUGGUCUCGCUCAAGCUCAUCACUGGCGAGGUCUGCCCUGGACAGGGCGAGGAGCGUCUCCGCCGUAUUGCCUUUAACUCUCGAUACCUUCGUCUCGGACUCAAACGCCUGGGUUUCAUUGUAUAUGGCCACGACGAUUCGCCCAUCAUUCCUGUUUUGCUCUAUCACCCCGCAAAGAUGCCUGCCUUUAGCCACGAGAUGCUGAAGCGCAAGGUCUCGGUCGUCGUUGUGGGAUACCCUGCCACGCCUUUAAUCAGCUCGCGUGCGCGAUUCUGUGUUUCUUCCGCACACAACAAGGAGGAUAUGGAUCGUCUUCUAGUGGCUUGUGAGGAGGUUGCUGAGCUGCUGCAGCUCAAGAUUUCGACAGGUGUUGCGGGUGGUCUUCCUCAUUUGCCCAAGAACUUGCCUACCAUGACGCACAAGCAAGAGUGCGAAUGGCGUGCCGCCAAUGGCAUUCCGGUGAACCCGCCACGAUGGCAGGUAGAGGAUGUCAUCCGCCAUGGUGUCGAGGACACCAAGCUCCCACUCCGAUAA